Messenger RNA from Hibiscus syriacus, 737 nucleotides. RefSeq names its product probable polyamine transporter At1g31830. Gene Ontology annotation, cellular component: membrane. Gene Ontology annotation, molecular function: transmembrane transporter activity. Lineage: Eukaryota; Viridiplantae; Streptophyta; Magnoliopsida; Malvales; Malvaceae. The coding region runs from base 44 to 718 and encodes 224 amino acids. The transcript has a single exon. Gene Ontology annotation, biological process: transmembrane transport. The record is from RefSeq and is a predicted model, not a curated record.
GAGGUGGAGAAUCUGAGCAGAACUCUUCCGAAAUAGCUGUUUUAUGCUCUUUUGUUGGUCAUUUUCGGGUACUUUUUCCCUCUUCUGGUCGGUACGGGGGCGGGGGGUUCCACUCGAUCGUGAGCUUUGGACCGAUGGAUAUUUCUCUGACAUUGGUAAAAUGCUUGGAGGUGUCUGGCUGCGAACAUGGAUUCAAGCGGCGGCGGCUCUAUCCAACAUGGGGAUGUUUCUCGCCGAUAUGAGCAGCGAUUCGUUCCAGCUCAAAGGAAUGGCGACUCGAGGGAUGCUUCCCGAGCUUUUCGCAAAGAGGUCUCCUUAUGGAACCCCUUUGGUUGGAAUCUUGUUCUCCGCUUCCGGUGUUAUACUACUCUCAUGGAUGAGCUUCCAGGAGAUCGUGGCGGCAGAGAACUUCUUGUAUUGUUUCGGAAUGAUCAUGGAAUUCAUAGCAUUCGUGAAGCUGAGGAUAGACCAUCCGGCGGAAUCAAGGCCGUACAAGAUCCCCCUUGGCACGGUCGGAUCGAUUAUAAUGUGCAUCCAGCCGACACUGCUGAUUCUCGUCGUCUUAGCAUUUGCAUCUUUCAAAGUCAUGGUGAUCAGCAUGGUAGCAAUUAUGAUCGGGUUUGUUCUUGAGCCAUGUUUAAGGUACUCGGACAGAAAGAGAUGGUUCAAAUACUCCAUAAUUGCCGACCACCAUGAGUAUCAUUCUGCCUAUCAAUGAUUUAAUAAAAAGAACAUGA